AUGGGAUUUCCAGACCGAAUCGUUGUUGAUUUGUUCGACUCACAAGCCGAAAAAACGUAUGUGCGACCAUGGUUAGCUGAAAAGUACGGAAAACAAGCAGAUGACCGAAAAUUGAUCGUAAGGGUGGUUGACGGGCCCAACCGGGAAAUAAAUGGUAAAUGCCGGAACAAAGCCAAACUCGCUGGAGGUGGACAUCAAAAAGGUAUUCCUAAAGGAACCCAUUUAUAG
This is a messenger RNA of Macrosiphum euphorbiae (potato aphid), 228 nucleotides long. NCBI's taxonomy places the organism in Eukaryota, Metazoa, Arthropoda, Insecta, Hemiptera, Aphididae. The record is from the annotation of a GenBank genome assembly.